Cyphellophora attinorum is the source of this 675-nucleotide messenger RNA. RefSeq lists its product as uncharacterized. The transcript has a single exon. The coding region runs from base 1 to 675 and encodes 224 amino acids. The record is from RefSeq and is a predicted model, not a curated record. Lineage: Eukaryota; Fungi; Ascomycota; Eurotiomycetes; Chaetothyriales; Cyphellophoraceae.
AUGGCCGCCGUCGCUCCUCCCUCAAUCGUUAUCAACGAUCCCAGCACAGUGGCUAACGGCAUCAUGAAGCCCAAGGCAACACCGUCAACAGCUCUCGACACCUCCUCGGCCACACCGACUACUACCCAAGCCACCCAGAACCCUUCACAACAACAUACACCCACGAUCCGCGGGCUUCUGAAACGCUCAAACUCACUUACCUCCACCAAUCCCACCAACGCCGCCUGCUACCUCUGCGACGAGCAAAAUCCAGGCGAUUUCUCACCCACCACCAAACACCUCGACACAUGUCUCCUCUGCAGCCGCUACUUCUGCCUUAUCCACCAUUCGCCUUCACACCCGACCGUAGCGAUCUGCAAUAUCAACCAUAGUACUUACUAUCAUGAGAUGUUGAUCAAGGCAAAGGGAAUGCUGGAGGAGAGGCAAAACGGCAGCAACGGGCAGCAAAGUGGCGCCAAGAGAGAUCUGGCGGAGUUGUUGAUCCAGGAGGGAAUCUAUCCGAGUUUGGGUGAGCGGGAGAAGGCGAUCUUCGCGACGAGUCCGGUGGAUGAGCAGAAGCAGAAGGAGUUGAAUAGCUGGCGGAGUCUGGAUGCGGCGGUGGCGAAUGGUGGGGUUAGGGGGGAGAAGGGGGAGGUUGUGGAGCGGGAUGUUGUCGGGAGUGAUAUUGCCGUGUAG